Parnassius apollo (apollo) is the source of this 714-nucleotide messenger RNA. The record is from the annotation of a GenBank genome assembly. NCBI's taxonomy places the organism in Eukaryota, Metazoa, Arthropoda, Insecta, Lepidoptera, Papilionidae.
AUGGGUGAUUCAGAAGAUGAUGAAAUGGUCCCCCACGAACUAGAGCAAAUGAGGAGUAUAUUGGAAGAGGCGAUUUUGGAAACGCGCAGCAUGCCUCUCGAAAAUCGACCGCGACUUCCCCGCAUACCCCUAAGCAAGCGAAAUCGGGCUGUCGUGAAGGCUCUUAACCCAAUGCUGGUAACCUAUUUGGAAGCCAGCCGGGACCUUUGCGAGACGGACUCAGUUCUUUUUGGCGCCGCAGUGGCAGCUUGCUGUAUUAUUGGCGCCAAACCUCCCAUGGCUGGACGCGCUACUAAACAAAGUAGCGCCAUCCCAGCCAGGAGAAAAAGAAUUGAGGACCGUAUCGCAAAGGCAAGGGCCCUUAUCGGCAGACUGAUAAGCUUCAGGUCGGGUAAUAAUAGACCGAGGGUUGUGCGCACCGUUAGAAUGGCGUUUGCUGGGACAAAUAUCAGUUUGUCCCAGCCGGAUAUCACGCAGAAACUAACGGAGCGCACAGACGACCUGAAGCAAAAGAUUUCUGCUUGUCUGCUUGGGGGAAGCGGAUUCGCCGAUUUACCGAGAGGUCAAGGCGGUUCAACCAGAAUCGUCUCUUCCAGAGUGAUCAGAAGAGGCUCUACAAAUCAUUGGAGCGACCAGAGGUAUGUGGAGCGGGCCCAGGACCGGAUCAGGCUAACACUGUCGCAUUUUGGCGUGGCCUGUGGUCAGAGCCCGUAA